Monopterus albus (swamp eel) is the source of this 1527-nucleotide messenger RNA. RefSeq names its product 1-acylglycerol-3-phosphate O-acyltransferase 4 (lysophosphatidic acid acyltransferase, delta) (gene agpat4). Gene Ontology annotation, cellular component: endomembrane system; mitochondrial outer membrane. The coding region runs from base 281 to 1378 and encodes 365 amino acids. Gene Ontology annotation, molecular function: 1-acylglycerol-3-phosphate O-acyltransferase activity. Lineage: Eukaryota; Metazoa; Chordata; Actinopteri; Synbranchiformes; Synbranchidae. The record is from RefSeq and is a predicted model, not a curated record. The transcript is spliced from 10 exons.
UCCACCAUAGUUUGAGCGGUCUUGCGAGGCAUAGACGAUCUUUGCAGCCAGUUUCUAGAAGGGGGCAAAGACCACGGAAAUGUGCCCAUCACCGAGUCCCGGCGUGGCUUUCGGAUGGGUGUGGUCACAUUAGGGGAAGUUGUCGCUCCACAGUCGAUCGGCUGGUGAAUACGGAUCCUGAGGAAGUGCGACUGGCAUGAACAUUUAGGAAAGAUUGGUGUGUGCUUUUAGUUCGUAGAAGGGAGGAGAACUCUCUCGGGGAUCAGUUUUAUCAAGAACAAUGGGCCUCCUGCAGCUGCUGAAGUCCCAGUUCUUGUGCCACCUUCUCAUCGGCUAUGUCUUCCUGGUCAGUGGCCUCAUUGUCAACCUAUUGCAGCUCUGCACUUUACCUCUGUGGCUGGUCAGUAAGCAGCUGGCUCGCAGGGUCAACAUCAGACUGGCCUACUGCAUCAACAGCCAGCUGGUAGCUGUUCUGGAGUGGUGGUCGGGGACAGAAUGCACGCUCUACACAGACCCAAAGAGUUAUCCACUGUAUGGAAAAGAAAAUGCAAUUGUGGUUCUCAACCACAGUUUUGAGAUAGACUUCCUGUGUGGCUGGACCUUCUGUGAGAGAUUUGGAGUUCUUGGGAGUUCAAAGGUGCUAGCCAAGAAGGAGUUGGCUUAUGUGCCUGUGAUUGGUUGGAUGUGGUAUUUCCUGGAGAUAGUUUUCUGCAAGAGGAAGUGGGAGGAGGACCGAAGGACAGUGGCUCAGAGUCUUCAGAACCUGCGGGAUUACCCAGAAAACUACUGGUUCUUGCUUCACUGUGAAGGAACACGCCUCACACCCAAGAAGCACCAGAUCAGCAUGCAGGUGGCUGAGAGUAAAGGUCUGCCCAAACUGAAGUAUCACCUUUUGCCCAGGACCAAAGGAUUUGGGAUAACUGUUCAAAACCUCAGAGGAGCUGCUGCAGCUGUAUAUGACUCCACACUGAAUUUCAGAAACAACGAAGCACCAACCCUGCUUGGAAUUAUUAAUGGGAAGAAAUAUCAUGCAGAUUUAUAUGUGAGGAGAAUCCCUCUAGAAGUGAUUCCAGAAGAUGAGGCAGGGUGUGCUGCUUGGCUCCAUAAACUGUACCAGGAAAAGGAUAGCUUCCAGGAACACUAUACACAAACGGGCCGUUUCCCUGGUCCCAUAGUGAGCCCUCCACGCCGACCCUGGCCCUUAAUCAACUGGUUGUUUUGGUCCUGCUUGCUCCUUUACCCACUAGGCCUGCUGCUCGUUCGGUUGAUCAGCUCUGGAUCAGUGCUGACAAUCCUUGCAUCUGUGGCUUUGUGCUCUGCAGCAGAUCUGGCAACUCAAAUCUUCACUGGGAGUUCGCUGGAUGAUUGGCCAGACUGAGACUGACAGAGGGUCAAGCUAUGGGAAUAAAGAGGGUCCUUUAAACAACUAAGGAAUCCUGACCUACUCAGUGCUACUGCUUUGCACAGCUACUAAUCCAAGAGCAUCCAGCAGAGGGGUUCGUAAAAAACAAAAAACAAAAAAAAAAA